This is a messenger RNA of Myotis lucifugus (little brown bat), 851 nucleotides long. RefSeq names its product hematopoietic prostaglandin D synthase (gene HPGDS). Gene Ontology annotation, molecular function: glutathione transferase activity. The record is from RefSeq and is a predicted model, not a curated record. Bases 51 to 650 code for a protein of 199 amino acids. Gene Ontology annotation, biological process: glutathione metabolic process. The transcript is spliced from 6 exons. NCBI's taxonomy places the organism in Eukaryota, Metazoa, Chordata, Mammalia, Chiroptera, Vespertilionidae.
GGUGAGAAAGAAUCUAGAGACUCCACAGAGACACGGCACAAAAUUACACAAUGCCAAGCUACAAACUCAUUUAUUUUAAUAUGAGGGGGAGAGCAGAAAUUAUUCGUUACAUAUUUGCAUAUUUGGACAUAAAGUAUGAAGACCACAGAAUAGAACAAGCUGAUUGGCCUGAAAUCAAACCAACUCUUCCAUUUGGCAAAAUACCCAUUUUGGAAGUUGAUGGACUUAAUCUUCACCAGAGUCUAGCAAUAGCGAGAUACUUGGCCAAAAACACAGAUUUGGCUGGAAAAACAGAACUGGAACAAUGUCAAGUUGAUGCUAUCGUGGACACAUUGGAUGAUUUCAUGUCACGGUUUCCUUGGGCCGAGAAAAAACAAGAUAUAAAAGAGCAGAUGUUUAAUGAGCUACUUAUAUACGAUGCACCUCAUCUUCUACAAGAUUUGGAUACAUACUUAGGGGAAAAAGAGUGGUUCAUUGGUAACUCUGUAACUUGGGCAGAUUUCUACUGGGAAAUUUGCAGCACUACCCUUUUGGUCUUGAAACCUGACUUGUUGGACAUCCAUCCCAGGCUGGUGGCAUUACGGAAGAAAGUCCAAGCCAUCCCUGCCAUUGCUGACUGGAUACAACGAAGGCCCCACACCAGACUCUAGGGGUUCCUGCUGCCUCCAACUUUGUUGUUCGCUCCCAUCAGAUAAGAAGCUGUCUCCCCUCCCCCACUCCAUCAAGACUCCCUUUUGCCAUAUUGUUUGAAAAGAAAAAAAAAAGAGCAUUUAGUUGCCAGUAUCCUCCCCCCACCCCCACCCCGAAUAGUUACAACUGAGGAAAAAUAGUUUAAGGCAGGCCUCGCCUUG